CCGGCUUCUGCUCCUUCCACCUGCUAGCGCAGACUCCACUGCCCUCUCCUGCGACGUUGAUCGUCUGCAAGUUCUCCCUCGAGUUGAUUCUCAUCUAGGGCGACUAACAGGCUGAGCCUCAUCCGUUGGGUCUAUUCACCACUUGGACUGCUGUGCGGUUUACCCCUGGUACCAAUAAUCUCCUUGGACAACUUCAAACAUGACUUCUGUGGAGCAAACGACUUCGGUUACGGUCUUGGGCCACUCCCACUUGCGAUUCCACGAGUUUGUAGGACAGACACCAGCGGACAUCCUUCGCGACUUGGAAUGCCAGAAGGAAGGAGAGUCGGGAUGGGCAGGAACGAAGUUCAUGGCGUUGUUCUGCGUCAUGUCGGUCAUCGUGGCCUCCCUUUGCUUCAUCGCGUUUGCCGGAGUUCUGAUGGGUAUUUUGGGCCCGGCCCUCUCGGAAGUGCACACUGUCGCCAUUUCCCUCCAUUUCAUCUGCUACAUCAUCCUCGUCACCGUAGGCCUCCUUAGCGUGUAUGGAAUUGCAAAGGAAAAACGCAGCUUCCAAUCCUCCUAUUGUGCGGCUCUGGUUGGGCACAUCUUCUUCGCUAUCGGGUCUGGCGCAUUCUGCCUCGCGAUCCUCUUCAAUCCCCUUCCAGGCAAGCAGGGUCUGGACCAGCUGAACAGCUGUCUCGCCAUCAAGCAUACUAUCGCCACCCAUUUCUGCAAGAGGGAUAUGGUAGCGAAAGGAACUGCUUUGUCCCUAUUUUUAGGGAUGUGGUGCUUGGAAGCUCUCUCGUUUUACGCCGUCAAUCGCUUUGUCAUGGAUCUGGAUGUUCGCCAGAAGGAUAAAUCCAAAGAAAGAGCUGCUGGGGAUGAGUGGGAUGCUUAUUACUGUUGAUAGUCUAGCUGGAAAUAUACAGUAUCGAGUUCAA
Molecule: messenger RNA, 920 nt
Organism: Coprinopsis cinerea okayama7#130
Lineage: Eukaryota; Fungi; Basidiomycota; Agaricomycetes; Agaricales; Psathyrellaceae
Exons: 4
Coding region: 200-886 (228 amino acids)
Source: RefSeq, a predicted model, not a curated record